GCCCGCCCCGCGCCUCCCGCCCGCUCGCCGGGGAGCCUCUGUCCCGGGCCUGGCCCGUGCGCGUCCGCCUGCUGAACCUGGGCACCGCCGGCCGCCUGGGCACGGGACUGGGCGGGAGCACUGACCUCGGCCUAGGAGGCCUGGGAUCCCCGAGCCGCCUGCGCCCGCGGGGGCCUGGAAGUCGCACGCCCUUCCCGAACCUGUGCCCCUCGCCGAUUCUCGGCGGUGCGAGGCCAGGUGCCCCCCUCUUUCCCUCCCUUCUUUCCCUCCCCCACUCCGGUGCCCGCUGGAGGUCCCGCCCGCCCGCCCCCUCCGGCAGGGGUGUAGCCGGCUGCGGAGCUGACACCGGCUCCGCGGCCACCCUGUCCAAACUCUCCGGAAGCGGCCCGAGCCGACCGGGUACUCAGGCCGUCGCAGCUCCGGCGGACCCACUGUUGGACCCGAGGCGCCGGCCCUCCUCCCGCGCCCAAACUUGGAGCACUUGACCUUUGGCUGUCUGAGGAGGCAGACUCACGGGUGGCUGGACAGCUGCGGCACCUCGAGGGCAUCUUGCCUGGGGUUCCAGGACCGUCAGCUGCACUCCCGGGCUCCCAGCUUUGCCUCUGGGAUCCUGAGGAGUCUACAUCAGGCGCAUGUUGACUGAGACCUGGAGUCAUGGAUGUGUGCGCCCGUCUUGCCCUGUGGCUCCUCUGGGGGCUUCUCCUGCAUCACGGCCAGAGCCUCAGCCAAAGCCACAGCGAGAAGACGACGGGAACCGGCUCGGGGGCCAGUUCUGAGGAGUCCACUGUAGCAGUCUCUAGGUCCAUCCACGUCUCUACAAAUGACCCAAUUUCGUUCCGUUUUAUAGAGUUCUGCCGGAUUGACAAGCCCCUGUGCCACAGUGAGGAUGAGAAGCUCAGCUUUGAUGCAGUCCGCAGCAUCCACAAGCUGAUGGACGAUGAUGCCAAUGGUGACGUGGAUGUGGAAGAAAGUGAUGAGUUCCUGAGGGAAGACCUCAAUUACCACGACCCAACGGUGAAACACAGCACCUUCCAUGGUGAGGAUAAGCUCAUCAGCGUAGAGGACUUGUGGAAGGCAUGGAAGUCUUCAGAAGUAUACAACUGGACCGUGGAUGAGGUGGUGCAGUGGCUGAUCACAUAUGUGGAGCUGCCUCAGUAUGAGGAGACCUUCCGGAAGCUGCAGCUCAGUGGCCAUGCCAUGCCGAGGCUCGCUGUAACCAACACCACCAUGACAGGGACUGUGCUAAAGAUGACAGACCGGAGCCAUCGGCAGAAGCUGCAGCUGAAGGCCCUGGACACAGUGCUCUUUGGGCCUCCUCUCUUGACCCGCCAUAAUCACCUCAAGGACUUCAUGCUUGUGGUGUCUAUCGUUAUUGGUGUGGGCGGCUGCUGGUUUGCUUAUAUCCAGAACCGUUACUCCAAGGAGCACAUGAAGAAGAUGAUGAAGGAUCUGGAGGGCUUACACCGAGCUGAGCAGAGUCUGCAUGACCUUCAGGAAAGGCUGCACAAAGCUCAGGAGGAGCACCGCACAGUGGAAGUGGAGAAGGUACACCUGGAGAAGAAGCUGCGUGAUGAGAUCAGCCUUGCCAAGCAGGAAGCCCAGCGGCUGAAGGAGCUGCGGGAGGGUACUGAGAAUGAACGGAGCCGCCAAAAAUAUGCUGAGGAGGAGUUGGAGCAGGUCCGGGAGGCCUUGAGGAAAGCAGAGAAGGAGCUGGAAUCACAUAGCUCAUGGUAUGCUCCAGAGGCCCUUCAGAAGUGGCUGCAGCUGACACACGAGGUGGAGGUACAGUACUACAACAUCAAGAAGCAAAAUGCCGAGAAGCAGCUGCUGGUGGCCAAGGAGGGGGCUGAGAAGAUAAAAAAGAAGAGAAACACACUCUUUGGCACCUUCCACGUGGCCCACAGCUCUUCCCUGGAUGAUGUGGAUCACAAAAUCUUAACAGCUAAGCAAGCUCUGAGCGAGGUGACGGCAGCACUGCGGGAACGCCUGCACCGCUGGCAACAGAUUGAGAUCCUCUGUGGCUUCCAGAUUGUCAAUAACCCUGGUGUCCACUCCCUGGUGGCUGCCCUCAACAUAGAUCCCAGCUGGAUGGGUAGUACGCGCCCCAACCCUGCCCACUUCAUCAUGACUGACGAUGUGGACGACAUGGAUGAGGAGAUUGUGUCACCCUUGUCCAUGCAGUCCCCCAGCCUGCAGAGCAGCAGCGUCCGGCAGCGCCUGACGGAACCACAGCAUGGCCUGGGAUCUCAGAGGUUGGUAGAGGGCGAGGCUGGCCGCUUCUUGACAAGCCGGGUCUCUCUGCGGCGAAUGCGCAGCCUUUCAUCUGGACAGUCUUUCAGUUCUGAAGGCCUCGGGACCAGCGCUCCAUCUGCCUCUGCUUCUUCUUCCUGCUCCUCUACCACCACCACCACUGCCACCACCUCCAGCACCAUCACCACCACCACCACCUCCAUCACCACCGUCCACAUCCACCCUGUUUAUUACCACCACAGCACUUCCUAUUUCCUCCAGAUGGAGCCCUACCCUGACCCACCCCCUUCUGACAGCACCGCUGUGAUGCCUUGGCAUUCAGAGACCUUGGGGGAUUUGACCCAUUCCGAUUCGGAGUCCUCCCUCCACAUGAGUGACCGCCAGCGUCUGGUCCUCAAGCCUCCUCAGAUGGUCCGUGCUGCAGAUGAGGCUCUCAGUGCCAUGACUUCCAACGGCAGCCACCGGCUGAUUGAGGGGGUCCAUCCCGCCUCUCUGGUGGAGAAACUGCCUGACAGCCCUGCCCUGGCCAAGAAGGCACUGCUGGCACUGAACCACGGGCUGGACAAGGCCCACAGCCUGAUGGAGCUGAGCUCCCCAGCCCCACCUAGUGGUUCUCCACAUUUGGAUUCUUCCCGUUCUCACAGCCCCAGUUCCCCAGACCCAGACACGCCGUCUCCAGCUGGGGACAGCAGAGCCCUGCAGUCUAGCCGAAAUACACGUAUUCCCCACCUGGCUGGCAAGAAGGCCGUGGCUGAGGAGGAUAAUGGCUCCAUUGGUGAGGAGACAGACUCCAGCCCAGGCCGGAAGAAGUUUCCCCUCAAAAUCUUUAAGAAGCCUCUUAAGAAGUAGGCAGGAUGAGGGUGGCAGUUGUGGGACAGCUUGUCCUCACCUGGUCUUCUGCCUCCCCUUCCCUCCCUUCCAACAUACCUGGCCCCCAGCAUGGGGCAUGGGAGGGGCUGGCCCUGGGGCCUGGGCACUGUACAUACUUGCCCCCCGUAUCCUUGGGUCCUUCAACAUUAUUUAUUAACUGACCACCAUGGCCUGCCUGCCCUGCCUCCCUCCCAACCAUGGGCUGCUGCUGUCACUCCCUCUCCACUUCAGUGCAUGUCUUAGUUGCUGCCCCCUCAGCUCUCAGUCCACCUCUGGGGUCCAGCUUCUGUCUCUGCUGUCCCAGUUUUGAGGUUUGGUUUCUUGUUUCUCUCUGUCUCCUGCUUUUGGACUCCCCCCCCCCCCGCCACUCCCCAACUUCCCCUAGAGGCUAGGGGGGAAGAGAGGGGCAGUAACUUCUGACACCUGUGCCUCAGAUCUCUUCCACCUCACCGACCAUGGUUCUGUUUGCCCCAGACUGGGGCCUAGGACCUAAUAUUUGCAGUUUGCUCUCUGGGAGUGUGGUGGGCCAGAGGGAACCUCGGCCUGGAGCUCACUGAGGCCUCCAGGGGUCCAUGGGGGAGCGAAACCAACUCCCAGAGGACAAGCCACUAGAGUUCUGAAGAGAGGCUAGGCUAGGGGAUAGAUCGGAAGAGACUUCUCCUAGUUGGAGGAUGAGUGGAAGCCAGAGGUGUGGGCUACAAAGCAGUCACCUUUUCUCUCUUCUCUCACUCACACCUGCCUCUCUCUUAUCCCCGCUCCCCCACCCUGCAGGAGGGUUUGUCUAUAAGAGGCGCUGCCCAAAUGCUCCCCAAGCCUCAUUACUCCUGAGGCUCAGGACAGUGGGCUCCCAUGGCCGUGGGAGCCUCAGCUAUGAUACAGGGCUCUAAUGGGGCCUUGGAGCUGCUGGGCAGGAUGUUGUCACAUUUGAACCAAAAGACAGUUUAAAGUUGAAAAAUGAAAUCUCCUGAAUUUCCCAAGUGCCUGCACUGCAUACUUGCCCUGUGAGACCCCAUUUUCAUGUUACUGCAUAUCCUGGGCCAGAGGCUCAAGAAGGACACAGCCGGUUUAGGGAAGGGGGUGGCUAAGGAAGAUGGUGUAGGUCAAGGUGGCUGUGUGACCACUCCCCCGCCCUUCCCACCCUCUAGACAACUCUCUCCCUUCCCUGUUUUUGCAAUGGCUGUAAAGGUAUUUUCCCUCUGCCCCACUCCCUGCCGUGUCUUUACUCUGGGAUCCUAUUUUGGGCCUGGGGUGGGGGCACCUGGGGCUGGUCUUGGGAGGGUGCUAGGCUGCAGACUGCCUUGUACCCCCUGGACACCCUCACAUGGGUUUUUCUGUGUUAUUUCAUAAGACUCUUUGAAGUCCAAUAAAGCAUGUAGGAGAUUUUAACCUCU
Messenger RNA from Globicephala melas (long-finned pilot whale), 4511 nucleotides. RefSeq names its product stromal interaction molecule 1 (gene STIM1). Lineage: Eukaryota; Metazoa; Chordata; Mammalia; Artiodactyla; Delphinidae. The record is from RefSeq and is a predicted model, not a curated record. Gene Ontology annotation, biological process: activation of store-operated calcium channel activity; store-operated calcium entry; intracellular calcium ion homeostasis. Gene Ontology annotation, molecular function: protein binding; calcium channel regulator activity; calcium ion binding. Gene Ontology annotation, cellular component: endoplasmic reticulum; plasma membrane.